This is a messenger RNA of Funneliformis geosporum, 2334 nucleotides long. Lineage: Eukaryota; Fungi; Glomeromycota; Glomeromycetes; Glomerales; Glomeraceae. The record is from the annotation of a GenBank genome assembly.
AUGCCUUCACCAAAUUGCCCUGAAUUAAUUGCUCAUUGGUUUCAUGCCAUUGAUAUACCCUUGAGAGAUCCAAACAAAGACAAAAAUAUUCAAACCGGCACGUCAUCAUCAUCGAUUACUACUACAUCCUCCUCCUCCUCUUCGACCAACACUCUUCCUAAUUUAUCAUUAUCAAAUUCUAACAAACCUUAUACUUCUAAACAACCAACUAGUUGGAAAGCUUUUUCCAAACGUGAUUCUAACGCUCUAGAAGCUGCUUUCAAAGCUGGAACUUCUGGAAAGAAGGUUCCAUGUAAUGAAGAUUAUCUAUUCGAAGUAGAUAUUGACAAUCGCGAGAUUAGCCCUGUAUUUUGGCCAGGUGCAACUUAUGAAGUUGUACGUGCAACUUGGUUUUAUCUAAGCGACGGAAAAAUUCUUCCCUGUGAUGAAAAUUUGGCUGCUCAAAUCGAAGAUGGAUACAAGAAACAUCAAACGUGGAUUCCACGACCUGAAAUUGAUCCAACAGAACAAACUAAUAAUGGGUCCGAACAAGUUCAAGAAAAAAGUUGGCCAUUACUUGGAAAAUAUCUUUCUCAAUAUGUUGUCUAUACAAAUCCAACUACUGCAUGGUUAUUAAACGAUGAUAUGACUGGAAAAUUAACAAAAACUUUUUUUGCCAAACUCACUAAUGGAGUUCAUUUGGGAGGAACUCGUCUCAUCCGAGGUUAUAAUGAAGUUAGAAAAUUAUUAUCAAAAAAACCACCUGAUGAUGAUGAGAAGAAAUUUAAAGCUGAAUUGGACAAUCUUUCUUCUACAAGCAGUGUUCCGAGAGAAGUUAAACAGGAAAUUGUUGAAAGUGAAGAUUAUAAUAAUGACGAAGAUGAUGAGAGAGUUAUUGAUCAUCUAAUUUUGGUAAUUCAUGGGAUCGGUCAAAAGCUUAGCGAGAAAAUGGAAUCUAUUAACUUUGUACAUGACGUCAACACUUUAAGGAAGACUAUUAAAUCCACAUACUCUACAUCUGAAAUCUUACAGAAGAACUUCUCAAAAAGUAAAUCAGAAUUUAAUUCAGAUCGCCGCAAUUCUAGUAAUUCGGAGAAAAGCAUAAAUAAAUUCGGAAAUGGUGUACAAGUCUUGCCUAUUCAAUGGAGACAAGAAAUAAAGUUUGGAAUGGCGUCUGAAGACGAGAACGUUCAAAGAGAUUUAGGCAUGCCUAAUGCUGAAGAAAGUCAAAUUCAAACUACUUUGGACGAAAUUACUUUGGAGGGUGUACCAACAUUAAGAAUGUUAAUUUCAGACGUUUUAAUGGAUGUUUUAUUAUACAUGACACCCAAAUAUAGAGAACUGAUGAUUAAUACAGUAACAAAAGAAGCAAACAGAGUUUAUAAUUUAUUUAUUGAAAGGAAUCCUAAAUUUGUUGAAAAUGGAGGGAAGAUUUCAAUAUAUGGACAUUCACUAGGUUCUGUAUUGGCAUUUGAUGUAUUAUGUCAUCAACCUCCGCUUUUUCCUUCAACUCCAUCUGGCAUUUUUGAGGGAAGGGGUUCAACUGAAUUAGAUAAUAUUCAUCAACAUAUUGCAAAAUUGGAUUUUGAAGUUACAAAUUUUUUUGCAGCUGGGUCACCAAUAGGAUUAUUUUUGUUAUUGAAAGGUCUUAAUAUAGCUUCAAGAAAAGAUCGUUCUAAUGAUAAUUUAAAACAAACAUUAGCAGGGGCAGUUCUUGAAAUGGGAAUUGGUACGAAUUUACCUUUAGGCCAAUCAUCAUCUAUUCCAUUAUGUUAUCCGGCUGUUAAAAAUUUAUACAACAUUUUUCAUAAUGCAGAUCCGAUUGCUUAUAGAUUAGAGCCACUUAUCUCUAGAGGUUAUGGUAGAGAUUUAAAACCUGCUCUUAUUCCAUACCAUAAAGGGGGAUUAAAAGGAAUGCAUAUUGGUAUUCAAGAACUCGGAAAUGAAAUUGCAAACAAAGCCACCAAUAUUCUUUCAUCAGUUAAAUCGACUUUUUUUACAAAAGGAUUUCAAUCAAUGUUACCACAAAAUAGUAGUAGCAGUAUUAAUGUAACGCAUAAAAAAUCUGUUUCAAUAAUUGGAGAUGAAGGUGGAUCAGCUUUAACAAAUUAUCCUCCAACAAAUUAUUCUUCAAAUGAUGAAUCAAAAAAAUCAGAGGAAGAUGAUCCUCACGGAGCUUCUAAAAUUAAAAGUUUAAAUUCAUCUGGAAGAAUUGAUUGGGUUUUACAGGAAGGAUUAUUGGAUGUCAGUUAUAUUAAUGCUAUUACAGUUCAUUUGAGUUAUUGGUCUGAUUGUGAUGCUGUAAACUUUAUUAUGAAUGAAAUUUAUAGAGAUAAAUAUGAGGAAUCAUGUUAA